GUGAUGUCAAUGCUCAAUGUUGGGUGCUCAGUGUCAAUGCAAUGCAGGCUUUGAGGGUGAUGGCCGUCAAUGCCGCUCUGCUCCCAAGUCUGGCACUAUUCGAGGAGACCCUCACUUCCAAACUUGGAAUGGGAAGUGGUAUGACUACAUGGGAGCCUGUGAUCUCAUUCUUCUGGAUGCCCCCAAGCUUGAGGAUGGAUUCCCUCUGUUGGUGGUCAUUCGCACCACAACUAGAUACGAUUACAGCUAUGUGGAAAGUGCAGCCAUCAAGAUUGGAGAUGACAUCUUGGAGGUUGCCAGUUUUGGAGAACACUUUUUUUUAAAAUGGAGUGGCUGGAGUGACAUGUUCUUGGGUCCUUUUCCAGUUCACUACAAGCAAGUUGAUAUCCGGACCCAUACCUUUGACAUUUCCUUGGGUGGUGGGGAAACUAUUACACUCAAGAGCUACAAGGAUCUUGUCUCUGUCAAGCUGGACAAGAGGUUCUUGGGGAGCCAAGGAAUGCUAGGAGAUUAUGCGACUGGAGAGACCAUGUCUCGGGAUGGGACCAUGGUUGUUACCGACCCUGAUGUUCUUGCUGCCGAGUGGCAAGUCCGUCCGGAGGAUGAUGCGAUGGUGUUUCAGACUGCCCGAGCCCCUCAGUAUCAUCAGUCCUGUCAACUCGCACGGCAAUCCAAGACCACCAAAAGCAGACGUCUUGGUGAAUCAACUGUUCCUGAGGAUGACGCAAGAGACGCCUGUGCUGGUGCCAACAACAUGGAUGGCUGUGUGCAUGAUGUGAUGGCUACAGGAGAUUUGGAACUUGCCUCUGUGGUAUGGUAG
This is a messenger RNA of Seminavis robusta, 820 nucleotides long. NCBI's taxonomy places the organism in Eukaryota, Bacillariophyta, Bacillariophyceae, Naviculales, Naviculaceae. The record is from the annotation of a GenBank genome assembly.